UUAAAGAUGGCAUUCGCUGGAAUUCUGAGUGACUCUGAUGUCACUGCAGCCCUUGCUGCUUGCCAAGCUGCCGACUCCUUCCACCACAAAGAGUUCUUUGCCAAGGUCGGUCUGGCCGGCAAGUCCACCGAUGACAUCAAGAAGGCUUUUGCUGUCAUUGACCAGGACAAGAGCAGCUUCAUCGAGGAGGAAGAACUCAAGCUUUUCCUGCAGAACUUCUCUGCUAGUGCCAGAACUUUGACUGACAAAGAGACCAAGGAGUUUCUCCUGGCCGGUGACACUGAUGGCGACGGCAAGAUCGGAGUUGAGGAACCAGCAUGUCCCUCACGUCCAUCCUCGCAGCAGAAGACAUUGAAAAUGCUGUGA
This is a messenger RNA of Phycodurus eques (leafy seadragon), 366 nucleotides long. RefSeq names its product parvalbumin beta-like. Gene Ontology annotation, molecular function: calcium ion binding. Gene Ontology annotation, cellular component: cytoplasm; nucleus. Lineage: Eukaryota; Metazoa; Chordata; Actinopteri; Syngnathiformes; Syngnathidae. The record is from RefSeq and is a predicted model, not a curated record. The coding region runs from base 7 to 366 and encodes 119 amino acids. The transcript is spliced from 4 exons.